CACGCUUGUGUACACCAUUUUCAACGAGGCAUUUAAUUUCUAUGGGAGCAUCAAGGUGGAUGUGAUGCCGCAAAAUUUUCCUUUUGCGGAGAAGUGGGGGUCCUUAGUCGGUGAGUUUUUUGGGGAAAAGAGGCUUGUCCCUCAUCCAGUUGAAGUUAGAGGGGGACUGGAAAAGAUCGGUGAAGGCCUGAAAGAUCUAGAGGAGGGAAGAGUGAGUGCGAAGAAGCUGGUGUAUCGCGUCAGUGACUCGUAGAGUAGAGCAAUUAUUGUGUUGCGGCACGAGUAGUAUCAACGGCAAAAGUGACGACAGAUUGAUUUGUCAUGCAUGGUGUCGCUGCCUGUUGCUGCGUGGUUACGCGCUACUAUAAAUACAAUUCACUUAACGCGAGUCAAAUGGCAUCGCGUGUUUCCUCCUAUUCAUAUUCACGCAAAACAGUAAAAUAGUAAACAUGGCUCUGAAAUUCUCUACUGUGCCCUCGAACGCCAAGCAGCCCCUCUCUCCCUUCACCGUAUCGGUAUCGGAUGAGCAAAUCGAGGAGUUUCGCACACUAGUGAGGCUCUCAAAGAUCGCUCCACCUACUUACGAAGGAUCCCAGGAAGAUCGUAGACUAGGACUGCCUACUGCUUGGCUGGCGAAUGCUAAGGAGGAGCUGCAAAGGUUUGAUUGGAGAGAAGCUGAAAAGCAUAUUAAUGGCUUUCCCCAAUUCACCCGUGAAAUUGAAGGCCUGACGGUUCAUUUCGUCGCAUUGUUCUCGGAGAAAGAAGACGCCAAGCCGAUAGUUUUCCUACACGGAUGGCCUGGGAGUUUUCUUGAAUUUCUGCCCCUUCUUUCAUUAUUCUCGGAUAAAUACGAACCAAACACCCUUCCUUAUCAUUUGAUAGUUCCAUCACUUCCUGGCUACGCUUUUUCGUCUGGUCCGCCAGUUGAUAAAGACUUCAACGGAAAGGAUAUUGCACGAGUUGUAAACAAGCUGAUGAUUGACCUCGGGUUUGGGGCUGGGUAUAUUGCUCAAGGAGGCGAUGUAGGAUCUAGAGUCGGUCGUAACCUUGGGCUCUACCAUGAUUCUUGCAAAGCCGUUCAUUUGAACUUCCUUGGUUUGGGAAAGGCUCCUCCACAGGCCAAGGAGGAGAAAUUGUCAGCUGUCCAAGAGCAAGGUGCAAAACGGAGGGAGUGGUUUGGUAUCUAUGGAACUGGUUAUUACUAUAUGCAUGCAACACGUCCAAGUACUAUUGGACAUAUUCUAUCUACAAACCCCGUUGCGCUCCUCACAUGGCUUGGCGAGAAAUUUCUUGACUGGCCAGACAAUGACUACCCAAUUCCACUGCAGACGAUUUUGAAAGAGGUUGCGUUGUAUUGGUUCACGGAGACCUUUCCCAGGUCUAUUUACACCUAUCGCGAACUUUAUCCACCACCAGCUCUUCACCCUUCAGUCACCCCCGAAGGGUAUAUUCACAAACCAUUUGGCUUCUCAUAUUUCCCGCAAGAAAUUAUGCCUAGUCCCCGGUCGUGGGUUGAAGCGACAGGCAAUUUAGUAUUUUGGAAGGAGCAUGAAAAGGGUGGCCAUUUUGCAGCGCUGGAACGACCCCAAGAUAUUGCAGACGAUAUCGUUGAGUUUGUAGAACAGGUGUGGCCAACACUUUGAUCCUCUAUUAGCCGUCGAGGUAUUCCAUUAUAUCUCAAUAUAUUUCAUAUGGGAGGUGUAUCUGUGGCUACUUUAUUUACCUUUUGUUUCAAAGUAGCGAAUCCGAAGAAUUAUAAUUAGAAAUUAGCUUAUCGUAAAAUUUUCUUCACAUAAGCUCCAUCGGAGGUGGCCGACGACGACAGUGGGGGAGAUUGCUUUAAUAUUUGGGAACCAUCAAAUUAACUCAGGCACAGA
This is a messenger RNA of Talaromyces proteolyticus, 1877 nucleotides long. Its product is annotated as putative epoxide hydrolase. Lineage: Eukaryota; Fungi; Ascomycota; Eurotiomycetes; Eurotiales; Trichocomaceae. Gene Ontology annotation, molecular function: epoxide hydrolase activity. Gene Ontology annotation, biological process: epoxide metabolic process. The transcript is spliced from 8 exons. The record is from RefSeq and is a predicted model, not a curated record. The coding region runs from base 450 to 1643 and encodes 397 amino acids.